Dendrobium catenatum is the source of this 945-nucleotide messenger RNA. Its product is annotated as rab escort protein 1-like. Gene Ontology annotation, molecular function: GDP-dissociation inhibitor activity. The record is from RefSeq and is a predicted model, not a curated record. Gene Ontology annotation, cellular component: cytosol; Rab-protein geranylgeranyltransferase complex; cytoplasm. The transcript is spliced from 4 exons. Gene Ontology annotation, biological process: vesicle-mediated transport; small GTPase-mediated signal transduction; protein geranylgeranylation. NCBI's taxonomy places the organism in Eukaryota, Viridiplantae, Streptophyta, Magnoliopsida, Asparagales, Orchidaceae. Bases 167 to 640 code for a protein of 157 amino acids.
CUAUCAUUGUGGUGAUGCAGGUAAGCAAUCAAUAUAAAGGUGUUAAAUUAGCAUCUGGUCAGGAGAUAUUUAGCCAUCAACUUGUUAUGGAACCAUCGUUUACAAUUUCGUCAUCAGCUUUAUCUUUAUUGGAUGAUAAAGUUUUGGAUGGUUCACACCUGCUAGUAUGGUUGCUAAAGGAGUGAUCAUAGCAAACAAGGCCAUCCAGCAAGAUUCAUCUAACAUUCUCGUGCUCUUCCCCCCUAGAUCUUUGUUCUUUCAGCAGUCAACAACUGUACGAGCUCUUCAAGUGUGUAGCAGUGUGGCAAUAUGUCCUUCUGGAAUGUUUCUAGUUUAUAUUUCAACUCCCUGUGAUGAUGCUAGUCUGGGAAAAGAACGUGCUGCCAUGAGAACACUUUUCACUGUACCUGACCCCGAUAGUUUUGAUGGAAUUUCCUCAAAUAAUGAAAACACGGGAGCAUCCAAGCCAACAGUUUUAUGGAGUGCCAUUUACAUUCAAGAGUUAACACAUGUGGCCUCAUUGGGUGCUAUAUAUUCGACUCCUAUGCCUGAUGAAAAUCUUGAUUACUGGAAUUCAUUGGAAUCAACAAUAAAGGUAAUACGUCUACUUCAUGAAGUCUGUUGGAUAUGGAUCAAGUAAUUUUUUUUUUUGGUUCUACAAUGAAAAAUCCCUCAUCCACUUUCCUGCCCAUGAUUCUAUACAUCAUCACUAUGAAUAAAAAAGAAAAUGUAAUAUGAUUUGAAGCUAAAAAUUUGUCUGAUUUUAUUUCAUUAUAAGUGAUGUUGGUCAUCUUAGGGUCUAAGGUUUCCUAAUGCAAUGAUAUGAAGUUAUGUACAAAAAUCAUGCAUAUCAAAUCACAAUUUGCAGAUUAUUAAAAUCAUGCAUAUGAAAUCGAAAUUCAGAAUUUAUUGAUCUUUAGUUUAAAUAAUUAUGUCACCUUUGAU